This is a messenger RNA of Eimeria acervulina, 3036 nucleotides long. RefSeq lists its product as hypothetical. The transcript has 4 exons. Lineage: Eukaryota; Apicomplexa; Conoidasida; Eucoccidiorida; Eimeriidae. The record is from RefSeq and is a predicted model, not a curated record. Gene Ontology annotation, molecular function: oxidoreductase activity. The coding region runs from base 1 to 3036 and encodes 1011 amino acids.
AUGCUCAGGGAAGACAGACGCCCCCAAAUAUGCGGCCUGGCGACUGCUUUCUUCCUGCAGCAGCAGCCCACGCUGCAGCACGCGCACAUACGGCUGAUAGAAGCAAAGCAGCAACUCGGGGGUACAUACACCCGAACUGAUCUAGCGCAUGCAGGCGUGCUGCUGCAGCUGUUAGACAAGCUCGAACCGCAGCAGCAACAGCAGCAGCAACAGCAGCAGCAGCAGCAGCAAACAACACCGGUCUCUGCCGCUCCAGCAGCUGUUACUACUCCAGCAGCUGCUGCUACUGCAGCAGCUGCUGCUGCUCCCAGCAGACAAAACCUCGACCUCCCGUCGCUGCUGCAGCAGAUCGUGCAGCAGCGCUUCCCUUCAACUCGCCACCUCUCAGUGCCCCCUGAGAUGCUCAGCGGGGGAGGCAGCAGCAGCAGCAGCAGCAGCAGCAGCACCAACACCGGAUUUGUUCGUGACAGUGCGUGCAUUGCUCUAGAGUUUGGAGCUGGGGCUCCUCACGUGCUAGCUCCUGGGGGAGGCCAUCUGCUGCAGCUGCUGCAGCGUGUGCUGCAGCCAUCGCAGCUGGCUGUAGGGCGGCGUACUGCUGCCUCUAUUUUCUCACUGCGACGCGGAAGCAACAGCAGCAGCAGCAGCAGCAGCAGCACCAGCAGCACCAGCACCAGCACCAGCAACAAAUGGGGGGCUCGAGGGGCCUCCUGGUUGUCGGCCUUGCGGUUGCCGCUACUGAGGGGGCCCCUCAGGGGGGCCCCCCUGUUUGAGUGCAGCCGCCCUGGAAUAUCUCGGUUGAAUGUUUUGCGUUGUUUGUUUGUUGCGGUUGGAGAGGCUUGUUUAAGGAAGAACUCCGUCUUAAAGGAGCAGCAAAAGAGAAAUAUGUACAAAAACGAAGAAGGCAAAGGCGAUUUGUCUGUGGCUGCCUUUGCUGCGCUGCACUCCAGUAAAGCAUUCGCAGCAGACUUGCUGCUGCCAGCCUUCAAUGCAUGCAGCGGCGGAGCUAAGCCUGAGGCCCUCUCCUCCCGAGCCUACUUCCCCCGUGGGUGGCUGCUGCAGCAGCAGUACGGCUCUCUGCUGCGAGGCACUUUAGCUGAGCGCCGGUUAGCAAGGGCUGCUGCCAGCAGCAGCAGCAGCAGCAGCAGCAACAUCAACAACAACAACAGCAGCAGCAGCAGCAUACCCUCUCCUGACGCAACAAAUGAAGCAACGGCUGACAGCAAACGUAAAGGGCCCCUUCUCCUUCCCGUACCGGGAUGCAAACCCUCUCCCCAAGGGCAGGAAGCGCUGCAGCAAAUUGCGCAGGAAGGCGGAGGUCUAUUCGCCCCAGUUGGAGGCAUGAAACAGGUGUUGGAGGCCCUCGCCAGCUAUAUUUCCUCUCCCUCUGAAGGCAGGCCCCCUGUCUCUAUUGAGUUGGGCUGCCGGGUGCAGCGGAUAGAGCCGCUGCUGCAUGCAAACGCCUGCAGCAGCAGCAGCAGCAGUAGCAAUAGCAGCAGCAGCAACAACGAGCUUGGGGAUGUGGGUGGCUCCGCUGCAGUUGUUUGCACGGAGGGUCGGCGGUUUACUGCGGAUUUGGUGGUUUGUGCCUUGCACCCAUUUGAAUUGAGUUAUUUAAUGAAGUCUUCCGCAUUAAAAGGAGAAAACAAAAGAAGAAAACAAGAAGAAAAAGAAGCAGCAGCACCUGCAUAUACACUGCAACAGCAACCCUUGAACAAUUCAGGUGUAGGUACACCUUACGACUUCCUCGCUUCUCUCCCCUGCUCCUCCUACAUUACAGUGCAUGCAUUCUGCUCGAGGGCCUCCCGCCGAGCUGCUGCUUUGGGGCGAGGCUGCUUCUAUAGCCCUCAGCAGAGCGCAGCAGCAGCAGCAGCAGCAGCACCGUCGACAGCAACCGCAACAGCAGCAGCAGCAGCCGCUGCUGCUGCUGCUGGUUUGGAUGCUACAGAGGCACUAGCUGGGCUUGAAGCUGCCUUCCAUGUAGCACAGGAGGCCUUGUCAAUAACAGAGUUGCAGCUCUUAGGAAAUAUUUACCCGCAUGUUCAAGGGGAAGCAUUGGCUGCUGCUGGGCGCUUAGAAGACUGCAGCGCAAAGUAUCUCAACAAGCCGCUGCUGCUGCACGUCCAUGCAGCUGUUGCAGUGCAGCAAAUCGAGAGAACGCUACACAACAUGCAGCAGCUGCUGCUGCCACUGCAACUGCUGCUGCAGCAAAGCCGAGAGCACCCGCUGCAGCAACAGCAACAACAACAGCAGCAACAAAAGCCUACGGUGCAGCUGCUGCAGCAGGGGCCAGCAGCAGCUGCUGAGAAUGCAGCUUGCAUGCGCGCGUUGGGGCUGCUGCUGGGAGCAGCAGAAGAAGCAGUAGACUUAGCGCUGCAGCGCGAGGGAAUAACAGCAGCAGCAGAUCGGCUGCUGAUGUCUUCUCGGGUGUCUCUACAGGUGGAGCCCCAAUGGCCCCUAGUAAUAGACAAGCAAACAGCAAAGACAAACGCAGCAGCAGCAAAACACAGAAAUAGAUUGCUGCACCUGCUGCAGCAAUUCGAUCGACUACGCACCCAACACUGGACAGCAACCGCAGCACUGCACGCCGCAUCCACGCAUCUGCCUCUCAAACACCUUCACACAAGCAACUCACCAAUAACACAGACAGCUCCAGAGGUGCCCCCUCAAAGGGCCCCCCAGGGGCCCCCAGAGGGGUUCCUGCAAAGACCCCCCCAAAGGGCCCCCCAAGGGGCCCCCCAAGGGGCCCCUCAGGGGGCUGCGCAGGGGGCUCCCCAGAGGGCCCCCUUGGGGCCCUCCUUCGGAGGCCCCCAAGGGCUUUCGCAGGGGGCCCCUGAUGGGGCCCCUCAGGGGGCCCUCCAGGAGGCGGAAGAAGUGUCUAUUAUUGAUAGCCCUUCAGAGGUACAGAAGAAAGAGGAGAGUGAUGGUGACUCCGAUGAAUUAUUUUUGUUUGCAAAGGCGAGAGAAGAAUUUCAUCGAGAGAGGGUAAAGAAAAUGCCGUGGCUGCAGGUAGUGGGGCCUGCAGGAUGUUUGGGGUGA